AAACAAGUCGCAGCACUUGAUCCACUUAUCCUCUGACCCCAGUCUCAAGCUCAAACCUUUGACAUGAAUGUCAACCUUUCUGAGUGGAAUCGUCGGUUCAAGGCACGAGUCGAGAAGCUCAACAGCGCUCCUGCAUUCCAGAUGUUCGAGGUCGGCCCCAAAGGCACUCUCAUUGGCGGCGACGUCACACUGUCCAAAGGCGAGAAUGACGAGUUCGAAGCCACCGUAAUGGGAUUGAGGCCUGGCAUUUGGACCAUAAAGGAAACUGACGAGGGGGACGACGACUUCAAAGAGAUCCUUAUCCGCUGGGUCGCUCCGGGUCCUCUCGACUUUGACAACCUUCCGGUCAACCUACCUGAACCCAAUUUCAGCCCUUUAACCAAAUGGAAGAGGGUUGCAAGCUACAGUGUUGACUCCGGCGUUCAUGGGGUCUUUGACCAGGACUCCUUAGAGAACCUGAUUGCAAGUUGUGGAGGAAUUCAACACAGGGAAUUCAUCCUCGAAGUCAUUGCUGACUUCAGUCUGUUUGAUAACUAUACCUCCGUCCAGGUGGGCUUAGUCGCCGGAGGAGGGGAUGGCGGGUAUAAACUAAUGGCUCGCGAGUACGAAGGAGUCAAAGUUGAGAUCUUGCUUCAACGCAACUGGGCUGAUGACGAGGAUGAGAAGGAGGGGGAAGGUGAAGACGAAGAUGAGAACGAUGAAGAUGAUUGAUAGUUUUGAAGUUUUUGUAGUUCCUUCCUGCUUGCUGAUGAAUGUCUAGCACUUGUACCGGUAUUUUGGUUCAUAGCUGAAACUGCAUUAUAGCUCUGUUCAUGCGCUUGCGUUAUGUAUUUAGAUGUCUCGUGUAGCGGAUUAUUGUUUUGCGUGCCUUCUU
Messenger RNA from Somion occarium, 874 nucleotides. The record is from the annotation of a GenBank genome assembly. Lineage: Eukaryota; Fungi; Basidiomycota; Agaricomycetes; Polyporales; Cerrenaceae.